Molecule: messenger RNA, 627 nt
Organism: Rhipicephalus sanguineus (brown dog tick)
Lineage: Eukaryota; Metazoa; Arthropoda; Arachnida; Ixodida; Ixodidae
Exons: 4
Coding region: 1-627 (208 amino acids)
Molecular function (GO): DNA binding
Source: RefSeq, a predicted model, not a curated record
AUGGAGGAAGCAGCACGCACAUCCACGGAUGCGUUUGGGGAUGAUCAGGGGCCAACGGGGGACAAGCAGGGGUCAUCUGCGGCCUUUGCUAAGCCUGGCAGCAGCGCACCCGCCUGCCCUGCGGCCAGGCCUAGCAGCGCACCCGCCUGCCCUGCGGCCAGGCCUUGCAACACAUCAACCUGCCCUGAGGCCAGGCCUAGCACCAGCCCGGGAGCGUGGUGUGGACACUACCGGUCAGCCUCACAGCUUCUUUUUUCAUGGAGCGACCCUGAUGUCGUGGAACUACAGCCAGGAUCCUCCGUGUUUGUGGAGCAGCGGGCGCUGCAGGCGAUACGGAACUCUGCAAAAACACCCACUGCCAUGGCAAGGGGGCUCCUGGCUGCAGUGUUCACCAGGCACGCUCUGCUGACCUGUUCUAUAAAGGGCCAAAAGGCCAAAGGCAUGUACAAGCCGUUAGCACAGCGGCCAUCUCUGCACCCUGCGGGCAUCGAUGCCAUAUUGGCAUAUACAAAAGCCGCAGCUGCAGCCAAGGGCUGGGAUUACGCUGAAAAGCUUGUGGUGCCCUCAAUGGGCACCAAGCUCGCCGAGCUGAGGUCAGAAGAGAAAAAAGCUGCGCCAGGCCUCUAG